UCCUUCGCCGAGCCAAACUAAAACCCUAACAAAGCCCCUAUUUCCGACACUGCUGCCAUUGCUAACCUUUGGAGAGAUAAUCAAAGUGAAGGAAGAGAUGGGAGAGAAAAGGAGAGACAGAGGAAAAGAAGAGAUGGGAGGGAAGAAGAGAGAUAGAGAAGACUCCAACAAUGGCGGAAGAGAAGAUGCCAAGCCUUCAACUUCAACCUUCAGAAAGGAGCAAAUUCUACCUUCUAUGAUAAAGAACAAAGCUAAGAGGUCUGAAAUUCACUCCAGGCUUAAGCAUGAGAAGAAGCUUGAUAAACGUAAGAAGAUCAAAGCUCGCGAUGCUGCCGAUAAACGCGCGCUUGAGCUUGGCGAAGAGCUUCCUACAAGGCAAAUUCCUCGUACGAUUGAGAAUACUAGGGAAGCAGAUGAGACUGUUUGCAAGCCUGGCGAUGAAGAGUUGUUUGCGGAAUUAGAUACUGAUGAGUUCAGCAAUGUUCUGAAAGGAGAGCGACCUCAGAAAGUAUUGAUCACUACAUGCCGUUUCAACUCCACUAGGGGACCUGAUUUCAUCAAAGAAUUACUUCAAGUGAUCCCAAAUUCGUCUUACUAUAAAAGGGGAACUUAUGACUUGAAAAAGAUCGUGACAUAUGCAACUAAAAAGGAUUUCUCUUCUCUGAUUGUUGUCCAUACAAAUAGAAGAGAACCUGAUGCUCUCCUAAUUAUGGGCUUACCUGAUGGACCAACUGCGCAUUUCAAGCUUUCGAAACUUGUUCUACGGAAGGACAUUAAGAAUCAUGGUAAUCCAACCAGUCAUUGGCCUGAGCUAGUGCUAAAUAACUUCACAACAAGGCUUGGUUGUCGUGUUGGAAGAAUGAUACAAUCUCUCUUUCCCCAAAAUCCAGAAUUCCGUGGUCGUCGAGUUGUUACCUUUCACAAUCAGCGGGAUUAUAUAUUUUUUCGCCACCAUAGGUAUGUAUUUGAAACCAAAACAGCAAAGAGUGGAGACUCGAAAAAGGACCAGGAUCCUACAAUAGAGAAGAAGGCUUCAGAUCAUUUCAAGGCCCGGCUCCAGGAAUGUGGCCCUCGGUUUGUAUUGAAAUUGAAAAGUCUGCAGCAUGGAACAUUUGAUUCUCAAGGCGGGGAAUUUGAAUGGACUCAUAAGCCAGAGAUGGACACCAGUCGAAGGAGAUUUUUCCUGUGAUUUGGCCUUGGAUUCCUGUGUCCAAAUUUUGGCCCAUUGGGUAAUUGUAAAGCCUCAAAUUUUGUUAAGUUUGUCGAUGUAUUUCAAUUUCCAAAUUAUUGCCUUCAUGAAUGUCAUCCUGUCAGUGAACAAAUAUUCUAUCAAUCAAAUAACAAUGAAUUUUGUUUGUCUAAA
Messenger RNA from Spinacia oleracea (spinach), 1363 nucleotides. RefSeq lists its product as uncharacterized. The record is from RefSeq and is a predicted model, not a curated record. The coding region runs from base 98 to 1189 and encodes 363 amino acids. Gene Ontology annotation, molecular function: rRNA primary transcript binding. NCBI's taxonomy places the organism in Eukaryota, Viridiplantae, Streptophyta, Magnoliopsida, Caryophyllales, Amaranthaceae. Gene Ontology annotation, cellular component: nucleolus; preribosome, large subunit precursor. The transcript has 11 exons. Gene Ontology annotation, biological process: maturation of 5.8S rRNA; maturation of LSU-rRNA.